CACUUACACAAAACAAACACAUUCUAUCUCCAUUUUAUUAUUUUCCACCAAAAACAAUAUGUCUUUAGUAAUUUUUGGAAUUUUUUCAAUUAUUUUGUACUCACGAUUUUGCACUGGAGAAUCUGGCGAAGACACUUGGAUGUAUCUACAAAAUGAGAUGAUAUGUGGCAACCCUGCAGUACCUGUGAAUGGCUAUAUAGUCGAGCAGAUCGAUGCUCAGCAUCUUGAACACCCUUUAAACACAACCCUGACAUUUACUUGUAACGAUGAGUAUGUUAUGUAUGGGCAGAGAGAAAUAAAAUGUUUACAAGAUGGGACAUGGUCACAUCCAUCCCCUGUCUGUUUAGAUGUAAACAUGUGUGCAUCAGGUGAAACAUCGGGUGACGCAUCAGGUGAUACAUUGGGUGGCACAUCACUACCAAUCAAUCCAUCAACAUGCAUCACGAUUGAAACUGAGCAGGUUACGUGGAUUGAGGCAGAUGAUAAGUGUACACAAAUUGGAGGGACACUGAGUGAAAGAAACAAAGAAGAGUUAGUAACCCUUCAACAGAACACGGACAUCAAAAUCGAUUCCAGAUAUUGGAUCGGAGGGGUUUUAAAGAAAAAAUGGUUUUGGAAUAAUGCUGAGGAGCUGACAUAUUUCAAUUGGGGAGAGAACGAGCCCAAAAAUACAAACAUAAACAACAAAUACAUCAUUCUACAUCGGGAUACAAGCCAAGGCUAUAAAUGGAAAGAUGAAUCGGGGGAAACGUUUGCCAAAUUCAUCUGCCAAUUUGAAGUAGACACUCCCUGUAAAGAGACCCCUCGAAGUAUGCCAAUAGUAGAAGAUGGCAUGAACUCCUGUAUAUUCUUUGGUGGACCGUAUGGAACAAACUUCACUGACCCUGUAGUGUUGGACCCAUUGUACCAAGGCAGCAACUGGCUACAGGCUAAUGCCACGUGUGCCCAACAGAGAGGUAUCUUGGUGAGAAUACCCAGUGCUGAGACACAGGAAGCAAUUGUUGCUAAAAUCACACGUGAUGAAGAACUGGACGGAGAUUAUUGGAUCGGAGGUAACUGGAAUCAAAGUAAACAUGGCUAUUGGGCAGGAGUGAAAAGUGACGACCGUGUAGACCAGAGUGAGAUAUGCGCCGGUGAAGAAAGUGAUAUUGAUAAGGAUAUUGAAAAAAGAUGUCUCUAUGCGGAUACCUCUAAAAGUUGUUUAGUUAAGGAAAAUUGUAGUGCGAAACGAGGUUAUCUAUGUGAAACUAAGGUAAAGCAUAUACCAAAACCUACAGAGUGUCCGUUACCGCCGUUCCCACUGCACUCGAUCAUUAUCAACAGUCACAAUGUCCAUAUCGGCGGUAUGGUUGAGUUUAAGUGUAUGCCAGGGUUUGUGAUAUCCAAUGGGGAUACCACACGGACUUGUAAAACUGAUGGAAUCUGGUCUGGACAAGAGAUAGUGUGCGUAAAUGCAUCUACGGUUGUUUUCCCUCAUGGUAAUACAACUGAUCAUCGCAGACCAGCUUCUGUCUCAACACUAACAUUGUCACGCUUCACAACGACAGCGUCUCCAAACGCGACAGUAAUUAAUCAACUUAACACGUUAGGAACACAGAGACAUGACGGUGAUGACACAUUUCCAGGUUGGAUUAUUGGACUGAUCGUCGGUUGCAUUGUCUUUCUGAUCACCAUCAUAAUCCUCCUGAGUGUUCUAGGCAUCAUUGUCAUUAGAAGAAAACAUGUGAAGCAGUGUGAAGGAUUGUAUAAGACAGCAGAGAAGACCUUUAAUGAAGCCAAUAUUAACAUUGGUAUGGAAGAGAUGGACCUCUCACUUGAAGACAGAGGUGACUCGUUCGCCGAACCUAGCCGAUAUAAUUCAGUUGCAGUCCGGGGUGAAUCCGAAUCGGAUGACUCUAGAUGUAAUGGUACACCUGAAAGACAGAUUAGCUUGGUGAGCAAUGAAUUAUACAACACACAAAGAAUUCAGAGGCAGUAUUCACAACCUGAUGUCAAACGACCAAGGGUCUUUUCCAAGCCACGGUCCACCAGUAAAGUCGAUUCUGCAUCAAGUAUGGAAAGUGGAUUACCCAAUAUGAUAUGUUCAUGUAGUGAUAGCGCGUUUGAUACCCAACUGGCUGUAGCCGGUUUUGUUAAUCCACUUGUGACAGAAGGCAAAGAAAAUCCUGUCGAUGUUGCUGACAUUGCCUUAGAAAUGAUCCCAGACGAAGGUACAUACGAUGAUGAUGAGAGUGAAAAUGGAGAGGAUGAAGUUGACUAUGCGACAAUUGAUAAUGAACUGGAUUCGAGGCCCAUUUCAUCAGUAUCUUCGUGUGUUGGGUACGACACAGUCGGGCCUCCUUCAUCAGUCAGUUCAUACGCAUCAGUAUUCUUACCAGAUGGGACGUUAAGGUCAUCACGUUUGAGUGAAGCGACGAGCAGUAUUGGGUACGAGAGCAUCGACUCGUAUACAAAUUGCGAACGGAUUCAAUCAAGUUUAUCAGCUGAUGAACUCAGUUUUUCAAUUGAAAGUCCUAGUAAUAGAACUUCAAUUUCCACAUUGGAAAACAGUUACGAAAACGUCAAUUUCCAAGUGCAUCCGGAUCCUUAUCAAAUAUCGUCCUCAUCCAAUAGGUGUUCAUCAGAAUCAUCAGGUUAUCUGAAAAUGAACCGACAUAUCACGUGUCCAAAUCUAAACGACUCUCGGUGCUUUUCACCAUUGAGUGAUGACGUAUUUGAAGAGUUUGCAGAAGUGGACUAUGCAAAUACCAAACUUAACCAAGGAAAAUUGAGUUUCAACUUGGAUGAUUCAAUUGUUUGAUUAGGCUUCUGCUCAGACUGGGUCAUUGUGUUCUUUAAGAAGAAACGACAGGAAAUCUCAUCAUGUUUAGAUUAUGCUAUCGGUUAGACUGUCGUCACAUGACACAUAAAUAUGUACGUGAUGAUGUUGUGCACAUAUUUUAAUCAUGGUUAUGCUAACAUUGACGAUGUAGACCAAAACUAUAAAUAUAACAAUAUUUCAGCUGUUCAUAAAUGAUCCGUGAAUAUAUUGAUAAUGACAAUUUCAUUGAUAUAUUGAAGAAUAAUACUAGACGAGAAAGCACUU
Molecule: messenger RNA, 3085 nt
Organism: Owenia fusiformis
Lineage: Eukaryota; Metazoa; Annelida; Polychaeta; Sabellida; Oweniidae
Source: the annotation of a GenBank genome assembly